GCCAGUGGAGGAGGGGGAGGUUUUGGGGGUGGCGGGGGACUUGACGGAGGUGGAGGCGGGGGAUUCGGUGGAGGAGGCGGUCCUGGUGGUGUAGGUGGUGGUGGAUUUGGAGGAGGUGGUGGAUUUGGAGGAGGAGGUGGUCCGGCUCCAGGAGGCGGAGGAGGCGGUGGAUUUGGUGGUGGUGGUGGACUUACACCUAGCGGAGGUGUUGGUGGUGGAUUUGGAGGAGGUGGUGGAUUUGGAGGCGGAGGCGGUCCAGUUCCUGGUGGUGGAGGAGGUGGGGGAUUUGGUGGUGGAGGAGGCUUUGGAGGAGGUGGAACUCCUCCAGGAGGGUCAUUUGGGGGCGGAGGUUUCGGAGGCGGAGGUGGUAUUACACCAGAUGGGCCAUUUGGGGGAGGGGGAGGAGGAGGAUUUUCGGGAUUUGGAGGCGGUGGAACAUUUACAGGCCCUGGACCAGCUCCAGGAGGCGGAGCAUUUGGUGGAGGAGGCCCAGCCUCGGGUGGCUUUGGGGGUGUAGAUCCAACUGGAGGAGCUGGUGGGGUACCGGUUGGAGGUGCAUUCGGACGGACUGAUGGUGGUUCAGGGGCUAUUGGCGGUGUGUUUGGACGUACUGAAGGUGGCCGAGUCGGUCCCGGGGGUAGUAUGAGGUUCGAGGACCCUGUGACAGGAAUGCAGGUGGUACCAUCAGAUGUUGCGUCGGCAGUACGACAGGCUCGGACCGGGGGUCGUUUUGGACAAGGUCAAAGUUUUCCAUCAGGAGGGGGUCAAGUUUUCCGUCAAACUGAAUUUCAAUCAACUGUAUCAAAUGGAUUCCUCCCCGGUGGUGAUAGUAGUGCCGGAGCAUUUGGGCAACAGCGAUCAGGAUUUGGUUCAUCAACGACUCGAGGAGCCCAAGGUGGUCUCAACAAUGCAAUACGAAUUCGAAUCCCGGUGGACGGUGGACAGCCGGUAGUGACUAGAAAUGGAGUAACACAGCAACUACCAAGCGGUAUGUCACUAAGGGACCUCGGCAUUAACAUUGAUCCAUUUUCCAUGCAAUCAUCACGUGGUUCGGGUACAGGUGGUGAAAUGACAGGUUUUAGAAACGGGCAGAGUAACAUAUUACCGCCGCCUACGACUCAAGGUUUUAAUAGCGUCACGUCACAGACUUCACAAGUAACUGUAAAUCAAGGGCGUGGUUCAGGUAACACGGGGACAAACGGGGGACCAGAUCUGGUAGUUCUACACAUGGAAGAUCUUCAAGACCCGUCAAAUUUACCUGCAAUUAUAAAAACACUUACAAAUAUUUCUGGUGCACGACAAGACAAUUUGAGCAGUUCAACCGGAAGGGGAAUAUAAUUGUACGAGGGAGGACAGCGCACGUGGUGACAAUUACGUCAAAGACAUCGCAAAAAAUGACUAUGUUUUCUUCUGCAGAAAUAUCAAAGCACCAGGAAAGCACGCACUGUUGUUCAAAAUAAUUAUGAUUGUUUUGUAUGUUCUAAUUUGUCACGUGGAAAAGUUUACUAUUUUAUUUGUUUUUGUUUUUUUAAAGUCUUCAAAAUGCCCAAGGGAGUAAAUACAUAUUAGAUAGGUAAAUAUUUAAUGCCAACCCCAAUUGUUGCUGGCCUAUAAAUAGAUACAGCAGAACAAAUGAAUUUUAUUAAGUAUGCAUUUUUGUUGUUGA
Messenger RNA from Ruditapes philippinarum (Manila clam), 1666 nucleotides. RefSeq lists its product as uncharacterized. The record is from RefSeq and is a predicted model, not a curated record. NCBI's taxonomy places the organism in Eukaryota, Metazoa, Mollusca, Bivalvia, Venerida, Veneridae. The transcript has 8 exons. The annotation marks the transcript as partial.